CCGUCGGUUGGAGCGACACACACACACACAAACGCUGCUUUCGCUGGUCCAAUAGUGUGGCUGCGUUCAGCUCCCAUUUGCUUACGCAUUGAGUGUCGGACGAGCGCAGCGACUCGAGCCCUUCGGACAGCUCCUUCGGACACGUUGCCAUGCUCACUUGCCGGCGGACGCUCUGCUAGUCUGACCCAGCCGCCAUGUACGCCAAAGGAAAGGGCUCCACCGUACCCUCGGACGCCCAGGCGCGCGAAAAAUUGGCGUUGUACGUCUACGAGUAUCUUCUGCAUGUGGGAGCACAAAAAGCAGCUCAAACCUUUUUAUCAGAGAUAAGAUGGGAAAAGAAUAUAACGCUAGGAGAGCCGCCAGGAUUUCUCCACUCCUGGUGGUGUGUUUUUUGGGACUUGUACUGCGCAGCGCCAGAGCGGAGGGACACGUGUGAGCACUCGAGUGAAGCCAAGGCUUUCCAUGACUACGGUUUCGUUAAUUCCGGCUACGGCGUCAAUGGAAUCACACACAAUGCGGGUCCAGCGCCGAGUCCACUGGGCCAGAUGCCCCCCAACGACGGCAUGCCCGGCGGCCCCAUGCCCCCAGGCUUCUUCCCUAGCUCGACAAUGCGGCCAUCACCACCCACUCAUCCGUCAACUCAGCCAUCCCCACACCCCCAACCACCCCCUCCUCAUAGUCAAAUGAUGCCUAAUCAGCCGUUCAUGGGUCCCAGAUACGGUGGUCCAGGACCAAGACCCAACGUCAGAAUGCCGCAGAUCGGGAACGAGUUUAAUGGGCCUCCUGGCCAGCCACUAAUGUCCAACAACAUGGACCCGACGCGGCAAGGUGAAGGCGGUGAUUUUGUUGGUUGGCAAGCCCGCUUUGCAGGUCCGCCAGGCAUGAACCCUAUGAACCCCAGAAUGAACCCACCACGGGGUCCUGGAAUGGCCCCGAUGGCACCCGGAGGCUACGGCCCCGGAAUGAGAGCGCCACCGCCUAACGCCAACCUUGGACCCGGCUCCGGACCCCCAAUGGGCCCCAUGGGCGGCCCUGGCGGUCGACCUCAGUGGCAACCAGUUACGUCGACACCUAUGAGUUACUCGUCAUCAUCACCUGGAAACUAUGCUCCACCUGGCUCGUCAGGACCUCCUGGCCCUGGAACACCUAUCAUGCCAAGCCCACAAGGUUCAGUGGGUCCCUAUUCCCCUGCUAGUCACAGAAUGCCCACUCCCAGUCCUGUCACACGGCAAGACUCGUCCAAUUCUGGAGGCGAAAACAUGUACACCAUGAUGAAGCCCGUGCCUGGAGGCAACAUGCCUGGGGACUUCCCAAUGGGCGGCGGCCCCGAGGGCGGCAACAUGGGCCCGAUCGGUCCGAACACGAUGGGCCCUGUGCUGAACGGCGACGGCAUGGAAGGGAUGAAGAACUCUCCUGCAAACGGCGGCCCGGGAACACCUAGAGAAGACAGUGGGAGUGGGAUGGGAGACUACAACUUGGGGGGCUUUGGUGGGCCGGGGGAAAAUGACCAAACCGAAUCAGCAGCCAUACUGAAAAUUAAGGAAAGUAUGCAGGAAGAAGCCAAGAGAUUUGAAAAAGACUCGGACCAUCCUGAUUUUUUCAUGCAAUAGUGUUUGUGCCACAACUCUCCUGCUCCACAAGCUCCUUCCUUCAAACACAAAACCUUAGUUACCUCCAAAUUGUACACAAGAGAGAGAAAGAGCUAGAAAGAUGACGAGAGACGCAUCGGAACACAAACAUUGAUCACAAUAUUAUUAUUGUAUUCGUCGAGGAACGUUUGGUAGGGCUACUUUUUCUGGCAUCUCUACCCGGAGAGGCAAUCGAGUCGGGCAAAACGCCACCUGACAGGCCGUUAUUUGAAAUUCGCGCGGACCACAGCAAGCUGGAGGGCGCGGGACGGUUUUCUGCAUUUGAGAGUUGUCGACGAUCUUAGCUGACUGGAUGAAACUUGGAUCAAGAUUCGGAGGUCCCUCAUUUUGAAAAUAGAAAUUUUUGAUAGUCAUAGAAAUAAAUUAUAGACUCGAUUUUUUCGUCCUUUAAGCCCAAACUUUGAGUAUUUUACAUUUUGAGACCUUCGACUAAAUUUUUUUGUAACCCUUAUCCCCGUGCCCUCUGGAGGUCCGUCGCUUUUGUUUCGUGUCGCUGGAAUUGCUGCGGAAUAUGAGUUUCCGCCUUGAAAGAUGUAACCUGAUCUCAAGCAGACGAUUUUUCGUCGGCGAAAGGAGGAAAGUGGCAAUUCUGGCGCGUGCUCCCUGGUAGUUGCAUCCCGAAUCCUCAUUUUUUUUCUCUAAUUCAGUAGAAGCAGAGAUCUCGUUCGUUUUAAACCUGUAACCGCAGCCGCCUGGCCCGCGGCGCCCUUGUUCCUAUCCUACGUAGAGAAAAGUAACUUGGAUUUGAGUGUGAGGCCCAGGUGGCGACUGCCCCGGCAACUCGCAGUGGCUGGGGGAAUCUCUUGGCGCAUACAAGGAUGGAAAAGCCACACGCAACCCACCACUUUUCGACUUUUCCUUUUUCUGAAUGAGAGAGUGUGAGUGAAACACAGUUUGUGGCCGGUGGUUUUUCGGAAAUCGCACGCAAUGAGCCGACCGAGAGUGAACGGACGUUUUCUUCCUGAGUUGGAGACGGAAAGCAGACGCAUUUUAGCUCAUUGAUUUUUAUCCAGCCAGUAUUACUCGUACAUUAUAUUAUAUACGUUUAAACGAAACCAACAAACAGGAAUCAAAUUGUACACUGUGUAGCAUUUUCCUGCUGACAACCUGUGGCAUCUUCCGAAACGGCGCGCAGUCUGCUUUUUUGUUAAAACGUAGCCAACUAUUUGUUAACUUAUUGCGAGAUCGUUAUAAUUAUGUUAUUUUUAUUUCACUGCUGCUGCGAACUCUCACCAAAAAUCACUUUUGUAAAUAACUCGAGAGCCAAUUGACGCGAGAAUUAUGUUUUUGGAAAUUUGUGUAAAUUUUACAAACACAUAUGUACCUUUAUAAUUUAUAUGAGGCGAGGACGAGAGAGAAAGAUGUGUAUUUAUCAUUGGUUCUAAAGAUUAUUGAGUAUAUUACUUUAAUGAAUUAAUUUUUUUUGUUUCUUAUUGAGGUAUGAACAUAUAUAAUAAAUAUAUAUUAUUCUUUUGAUGAUUUGCAACAUUAUAAAAGAGACGAGAAAAGAGCAUUUACCGCGUGAUCAUAAUUUUACUUUGAUUAGAUCGUUCCACUCUAUUUUCUGUUUCAGAUGAAUAAAAUGAUUAUUAUGUGUAAAUUGUCCAAAAA
This is a messenger RNA of Cloeon dipterum, 3260 nucleotides long. It is a transcript of the gene Ssdp, whose product is annotated as Sequence-specific single-stranded DNA-binding protein. Gene Ontology annotation, molecular function: protein binding; single-stranded DNA binding. The coding region runs from base 195 to 1610 and encodes 471 amino acids. The transcript has 17 exons. Gene Ontology annotation, cellular component: nucleus. Gene Ontology annotation, biological process: positive regulation of transcription by RNA polymerase II. The record is from RefSeq and is a predicted model, not a curated record. Lineage: Eukaryota; Metazoa; Arthropoda; Insecta; Ephemeroptera; Baetidae.